GAACCUUCAGAAGCCAAUUAGUAACCAACAACUGAUCUACAUUAUCUUAUUCCCUAGACAUUGAAUUACUUGGUUGCUUGCUUGGCCGCCGAGAAAAUUUCACCCUUAGCUCUCCUCUAUAUAAGGAGCCUCCAGAGAAUUUUAAGUGGCAAAUUAAAAAGAAAAGGGCAGAUCCAAUUAAGAUGGGAGAAGAAGUGAAGGUACUGGGAUUGUUGGCUAGCCCUUUCAGUCAGAGGGUGGAGAUUGCCCUUAAACUCAAAGGCAUACCCUACGACAGCAUAGAAGAAGAAGACAUACAUGGGAACAAAAGCGAGUUGCUGCUGAAGUCGAACCCGGUUCACAAGAAGAUUCCGGUUUUCUUCCAUGCCGGAAAACCCAUCGCCGAGUCGCUUGUGAUUCUUGAGUACGUGGAUGAGACAUGGAAGACCAAUCCCAUCUUGCCUCAAGACCCAUAUCAGAGAGCCAUGGCUCGUUUCUGGGCUAAGUUCAUUGAUGAAAAGUGUAUGUUUCCGAUUUGGAAAGCUUAUCAUGGUGAUGACCAAGCGUUGGAAGAAGCGCAUGGUUAUCUAGAAAUACUUGAAAAUGAGCUCGAAGAUAAGAGAUUCUUUGGAGGAGAGUCAAUUGGAUUGGUGGAUAUAGUUGCCAGCUUCAUAGGCUACUGGAUGGGAGUAAUUCAAGAAACACAAACAAUAAAAUUGUUGACAAAUAAAAAGUAUCCCAAAUUAUACAAAUGGUCUGAAGAGUUUGUCGGUGCUGUCAAGGAGAAUCUGCCUCCUAGGGAUAAACUAGUUGCUUACUACAAAGCUCACUUCGAGGCUACUCAUGGUUCUAAAUAAAUAUCAAUGGUUUUGUGUAAUUUUCUAUAUAUGUCCUAUAAUAAAUAUGGAGUAAGUUUUGAUGAGGUGUUAUAUUGAGUUUAGCUUAUUAAUAUUUCUACUUGUUAAAUGAAUCAUGUAUUAUGUCAUAUGCUUAUAGCAUAUUAUGUUUUUCUGCUUAUUAAAUGAAUCAUGUACGAAGUCAUAUGCUUACCGCAUAUUAUGUUUUUCUAUUUUGUUUUAUGCAUUUUUUAUAUAAAUGUGUUCUGAGUAUACAUAAUGAAGGAGUACUUCACUUAUUUUUUCUUAA
Messenger RNA from Malania oleifera, 1125 nucleotides. Its product is annotated as glutathione S-transferase U8-like. Lineage: Eukaryota; Viridiplantae; Streptophyta; Magnoliopsida; Santalales; Ximeniaceae. Gene Ontology annotation, biological process: glutathione metabolic process. Gene Ontology annotation, molecular function: glutathione transferase activity. The coding region runs from base 183 to 836 and encodes 217 amino acids. The record is from RefSeq and is a predicted model, not a curated record. Gene Ontology annotation, cellular component: cytoplasm. The transcript has 2 exons.